This is a messenger RNA of Selaginella moellendorffii, 3752 nucleotides long. RefSeq lists its product as uncharacterized. NCBI's taxonomy places the organism in Eukaryota, Viridiplantae, Streptophyta, Lycopodiopsida, Selaginellales, Selaginellaceae. Bases 1 to 1782 code for a protein of 593 amino acids. The transcript has 11 exons. The record is from RefSeq and is a predicted model, not a curated record.
AUGGCCGCAAGGGAGAGGUCUCGGGCAGGGACUCGAGCACGCGACCUCUUCUACCUUGCUCGCGCAUGGAAUCCUUUGCUCGUGACCACAGCUAGGGUUUAUCUUCGCGACGAGGAUCUGGCAGGGCCGGCAGGGGCGAUCGCCAUGGCAGAGGUUGGCGCAGCUAUGGCCGCAUUCUUCUCGGAUUUUCUCGCAUUGCUUGGGACAGAUCACGGCGUCGUGCGAUCCCGGAUGGCAUCGUCUCGGGCAAGCGUGGCCGCAUUCGAGCUGGAAUUCGCAAGGUCUGUUGCAUCCGCCAUCGCCGACGAGGCGGAAAUCUUGGAUCUUCCGGACCGGGGUCUCGGUGUCGGGGUGAUUCUGGCAGCGCAGCACCAGUGCAUCACCGAUCGAGUGCUGCUCCUGGAGGAUUUCGAGGAUCUUGCGCCAGAGAUCGCUCUUCCGGCGCUUUCUUUGUCCGGGAUUAUGUUGCUCCUCACCAGCGAGAGAAGGAUUAUCGUGUUCUCCUCGCCUUGGAACUCGUCCACACUGGACACUCGCGGCAAACUUCCAUCAGCUCCAGGACCAUCUAUGGAAGAUGACGAAGACGAUGAUCCACGAUUUCUCCACGAAGGACUAUCUGACGACGAUGAUGAUCCACGAUUUCUCCACGAAGGACCAUCUAUGGCGGAUGACGAGGAAGGACGAUCUGAAGAUGGUCACGUCCUUGGCAUCGUAGCAGGCUUGGUUGAGAAGAUAGACACAGAGCUCCACCACGAGUCCGGCUUCAGUGGGAUUGAUCUUGGUCGCGCCAUCUUCUUCGUCGCCGCAAUCCUGCUGCUCGAGAGCUUUGUGAUCCAGGAAGAACAAGCUCGACUUCAUGCCUUUGAUAUCCUCGUACUCGGAAGCUCUGGCAUGGUCCUUCAAGCUGGGAUAGAUGGUGCCAGAGAUGAGCUUGGAGAUGCAAGGCUUCAUCCUUCGCUGGGUUUGGAGCAUUACGUGCUGGAUUCCAUUCUUCACCAUCCGCUCGAAGAGAGAGACCUCGAGUUUGUGCUUGGUGGCGAGCUUGUAAGUCGCCACAGAAGGACGGAGCUGCAAGUGAUCCCCGAUGAGAAUAAGUUGGCGAGUGUGCUGCGUGAGGCAUGCAAGUACGUGACUCUCGAGCACCUCAGCCGCUUCUUCGACGAUGACAAUCUCUGGCUGGAGAACGGCCAGCAUCUCGUUCAAUCGAGCAGCCCCGGUCGUCGUCAUUCCCACAACUUUGGAUUUUCUCAGUAUCGAGAGCUGGAUUUCUCGCUGGGCUUCCUCGUUCGCCUUGCAAGCGGCGAGGUAGUUAAGGGUGUGCCGGGCAAGUUGGCGGCGAGCUUCGGUGUGGAUCUUCAGGAGCCAGUACUGAUGAAGCCUUCGUCUUUCUCUCACGGGAAGGCUCCACAGGUCGGGGUCGUCAACAAAGACAUCCAGUGGGAUUUCUUCUUGGAUUUGGUUGGAGGAACUGGCUGCGUCGAAAGAAGCAGCAGGGACAGAUUGGUCUUCAUCUACCUCCACAACCUUGCGCUUGCCGCGAUCCGCCUGCUGAUCCGGUGGAGCAGCGAUCGUCUCGACAAUCGGAGCUUCAGGUUUUCGAUGGCCUCUUCGAAAGUUUCCAUUCCACUGGCAGAAGCCAUGGACAUUCGUACCAGAGACAAUGAGGAUUGGACCGUGAAGGACACCCGGUUGUUCCUGUUCUUGGCUGGCGCGCCGACCUUUCCAAGUGCUCGCACGAUCAAGAGGCCAACGAAAGUCUUGCCAGUGCCUGGAGGUCCUUGAAUGAGUGCGAGUCUCUUCGUCAAGGCAUGCUUGAUCGCUGCUUUCUGGCUCGCAUCCAAGGAAACGUAGCCUCGAAGUCGUAGAAGUCUCCUCCAGCUCGGUGCACCAAGUAUGACGGUGGCUUUACCUCUUGAUCCAGCGCGAUAAGGUUGUCAUUGAACGAUUCGAUCAUCGUAUACGCUGUUUCCUGGAGCUCAGCACCAUCGAGUAAGAUCACGUCGACAAGUCCUUGGGCCAGCUCGUCUCUCGAUGCUACCGUUCCAAAGACUACCGACCUCUGGAAGUUGUCGGGACUGAAGCAUACCAGCGCUUCGAACAUGAGACGCUUCGAGUUUUUCCAGUCCUCGUCAACCAUUCUUCGUCGCCGCGUUCCUCGAAUAUCGAAUCUCACUCUCGUUGCAAUGCCUUCUCGGACGAGAGCCACCUGUAUCGGUCGGACGUUCUCAUAGACUCGGACGUCCAGGCGGCCUUUCGCUCGGUUUUGGUGCUGCUUUAUACCGUUCCUCAGCGGCUCGAUGAAGUCUUCUCUCGUGAGCCUGAAGCACUUCUGAUGGAGCGACAAUGUUGAGCAGCUCUGGGGUGGUGGGGAUGAUAGGCGAGCUGCGGAACUCCGAUCCCUGCACAAGGAGAAAGAUCAGUACUUCUCUUGGAGACAACAAGGUCUUAAAAGACUUGCCUGUAAGCACGCAUCCGGGUAUGCUGCCGUGAGUUUGAGCCGGAGCCUUUGCUUGUGUUCUAACAGGGCCGUCGUCUUGUUUGCGAGCUCCACUUUCAACGGACAUUCGGGAACAAGAUCCAGAGAAUCCUUGAUCUCGUGCAGAGGAACGGCUCCAGCUUCUGCGCGGUCGGGGGUGUGAGAGUGUUGAUGUGAACCUGGAGAUCUUUGAGGAAGCUCGAUCCAAGCAGCGAACCGAAGAUCAAGUUGGUGUUGUGCUUGAGCAUGCUGCACCGGAUUCCUUCCUUGGUCAGCAACUUCACCAGCAUGUUUGCCGACUUGAGGCCGAGAUGCGGACUCGAGAGAACGUUUUGAAGCGCUUGGAGUCCUUCCGCCGAGCUGAGAUACUCGAUGUUGUCGGUCGAGUGCUGUUCAAGCUGCGUGAUCAGCCACCUUUCGAUGUGAGGCCCCGAAGCAAAGGUGGUGCUUGUGGCGUUCGAGGAGCUCGAGCCGUGCGAGAACCUACACAGAGCUCCUGGACGGUGGUUGAUACUUUCCCACUGCUGCUGGCUGCUGCUGCUCUACGGUCACUCUUCCAGAGCUCCUGGCCGGUGGUUGAUACUUCCCCGCUGCUGGUUUCGGAAUGGCUGGCUGCUGCUGCUGCUCUACGAUAACGAAUUUCUCCGCUGCUGGCUGCUGCUGCUCUACGAUCACGAACUUUGGCAUGCGGCGCUUGGAAGCGCAGUCCUCGAGCACGAGAGCCAACUCCAGAUCCGAUGGAACGGCGACGAGCUCCUUGGUGUCGUCCUCGAACAUGACGGCGGCCGGGGUUUGCAGCCUGUCAAACGUUUCUCUCGCGACUGUGAGAAGCUCCGCGAGGCUUUGGUGCUCGGCGAAGCGGACGAGUCGAGUGGUUUCAUGGUACCGCAGCUUCACCAGGCGAUUGGACGCGACCUCCUGCUGGGAUGGAAAGUGGUCAUCGAGGCAGCAAAGCUGGCAGCAAACUUUACCUCUGGAGCGCUGGUUGACGACGAUGAUCCAUCUCCAGCUACCAGAGCACUAAGAUUCAACGGAAGAACAACACGGCCAUGGCGCUUCUUCGUCUCUCUCGACAUCGCAGCGAUGGGGAGUGAGAGAGCUUGGUUGAUCUCGAUACGUUGGUCUCGAUCGUGGUUCUUUGUUUCGCGCUGAGGUGGCUAGCAGUCUUGCAUCAAUGGGAGAGACUAGACAUGCAUUCUUAUGAUUUAGCUAUAGAUGCCAACCUUGUAAGCGGGAGAUUCGAUUGUGAAAGUGAAAGCUACCGUGGUUUCACGAA